AUGGCCGACCAGCCUCCGCCACAGCCCCCCGGCGGCGGCGGCGUGGCGGUGGCGGCGGCGUCGGCUGGGGGGGGCUCUCCUUCGCUGCCCGCCCUGGUGCCGGGCCUGCAGGCCAGCGAGGCCAGCGCGCUGCGGCACAAGAUCAAGACCUCCAUCUGCAAAACUGUACAAUCGAAAGUGGACUGCAUUUUGCAAGAAGUUGAGAAGUUUACAGACCUACAGAAACUCUACCUCUACCUUCAACUGCCUUCUGGCCCCAGCAAUGGCGAGAGAAGCGAUCAGCUGUCGGUGUCGUCCAGCCGCGCACAACAAAUGCACGCCUUCUCCUGGAUCCGGAACACCUUGGAGGAGCACCCUGAGACCUCCCUCCCCAAGCAGGAGGUGUACGAUGAGUACAAGAGCUACUGCGACAAUCUUGGCUACCACCCGCUCAGUGCUGCUGACUUUGGGAAGAUCAUGAAGAACGUCUUUCCCAACAUGAAGGCCCGCCGCUUGGGCACAAGAGGCAAAUCGAAGUAUUGCUAUAGUGGACUUCGGAAGAAAGCCUUUGUGCAGAUGCCGUCGCUCCCCAACUUGGACUUCCACAAAACGGGAGACGGGCUGGAAGGGGCGGAGCCUGCCGGGCACCUGCACAACGCGGACGAGGAAGUGGUGUCUGCCGCCUGCCAGCUGGUCUGCGAGUGGGCCCAGAAGGUGCUGAGCCAGCCUUUCGACACGGUCCUGGAUUUAGCCCGUUUCCUGGUCAAAAGCCACUACAUCGGCACCAAGUCCAUGGCGGCGCUCACCGUGAUGGCAGGGGCACCGGCAGGGCUCAAAGGGCUCCCUCAGCCGUCGGCAUUUGUUCCCACUGCCGAGAGCAACUCCUUCCAGCCGCAGGUGAAGACCCUCCCCUCCCCCGUCGACGCCAAGCAGCAGCUGCAGCGCAAGAUCCAGAAGAAGCAGCAGGAGCAGAAGCUGCAGUCCCCGCUGCCUGGAGAGGCCCCCGCCAAGAAGGCCGAGAGUGCCAUGGGCAACGGGGUGGCCGGCCUGUCCAAUGGGAGCCCCGCCAUCUUGUCUCCUCAGCCCAUCGGGAUUGUGGUGGCCGCCGUCCCCAGCCCAAUUACGGUGCCGAGGACCAGGCAGUUGGUGACUUCUCCUAGCCCGGGCAGCGCCUCGGAAGGCAAAGUCCUGCCGCUCAACGUCCAGGUGGUGACUCAGCACAUGCAGUCGGUCAAGCAGUCGCCAAAGACUCCUCAGAAUGUCCCCGCCAGCCCCGUGGGCGACCGCUCUGCCCGCCAUCGGUACCCCCAGAUCCUCCCCAAGCCAGCCAACACCAGCGCCCUCACCAUCCGCUCUCCAACAACCGUGCUUUUCACCAGUAGUCCCAUCAAGACCAUGGUUCCCACCCAGCACAUGAACGUGGUGAAGAUGACAGCAAUAUCUCUUGCCCCAAGCGGCACCAGUGGCGCCUCCAUCAAGCCCACGGCGUCGGUGGUGGGCAGUGCGGGAGCGGCAGAGGAGCCGAGGACCGUCCAACAGAUGAAGAACGGGUCUGUCGUGCCGCUUCAGUCUCCCGUGGUCCGGGCGAGUGGCGGAGGCUUAACCACGGCCACCUCUUCGGUUGAGGUCAAAAUGGAGCCAGAAGCCGUGCUGGAUGACCACCUGCCGCGGGGCCAGGAGAACCCAGACGCUUCCAAGGCUGCGAGGGGAGUUCCAAGUACGCCGGCCCCUCAACUGCGGAGGCGCGAAGCGGAGCCCCCCCAGAAGGCGGUGAGCGAGGAGAGGGCUGGAGAAGCAAAGCCUGCCCAGGUCUGUGAUCGGAGGGCGGAAGAGUCGGGGCGGAAGUGCCUUGCCCGGCCUGCAGACUCCGGACUGGUUCCUUCUUUAGAAAGCAGCCCUGCUGUUCUUGCCACUUCGGCUGCUGCCACCGCCCAAACCUGCCCCAGCGCCAGAAGCCUCUCGUCUCCCGGGGGUGACAGACUGUCCUCCAAGAGCCCCAGGAAGAGGGUGGCGCCUCCUUUCCCGGAAUCCCAGCUGCCCCCUGCAAAGAAGCUUCUGGCGGAGCAGGCCCCUGCAGCAGGCCUGGACGCCCCCGCAGGGAGCCGCAGCGCUCCGCCGUUGCCGCGGGUGGUGUCUCUGGCUAAGAACGACGGCCCAGCGGCCCUGCUUCAGCUCCCUGGCAAGGUGACCAUCCAAGUCAGCGCGGCCGCCGGCGGCCUGGCCACCAGCUGCCCCUUGGACGCGGACAUCAUUCUCACGUCUGGUGACCCCGCGCUGGGGCCACAGCUGGCGGCCUCCUCCCCCAACAUCAAAGUGAAGUUGGAAGGAAACAUGUUGAUCCUGGAAAACAGCACUCAGCCCGACGGCGGCUUCAGCCCCGAAGUGUGGCAGCAGCUGGUGAAAAACUCGGACUUUGCUCCCGUGACCUGCGAGGGUCAGCAGCAGCAGCAGGAGGAGGAUCUGGGCGUCCUGACGCUGGCCGGGCCUUCCGGUGCGGACGAGGUGGAGAAGUCUGCCUGGGAGCCGGUGCCUUUUGAGGGACUACCUGAGGCCGCCUACGGCCCGCCGCUCCUGGAGCAGGCACCGGAGGGGCCAGCGGAGCAGUUGCCGGUGCAGACUCCGAGCCAAUUCCCUCUGCAGCCGGAGCUCAAGGGGCUGGAGGAUCCAGCCUCCCAGCCCAGCGAGGCCUUCUUCUCCUUCGAUGACGACCUCACGCAGGACAGCAUCGUGGAGGAGCUGGUGCUGAUGGAGGAGCAGAUGUCCAUGGGCAGCUCCCACCCGUACGGCUCUUGCCUGGGGAUGGCCCUCCAAAACCCGGGCAUGGCCCAGGGGGCAGCCCUGUCCUCCCACCCGAGCAGCUCCCACUUCUACCACCCCAUCCACAACAGCGGCACUCCCGUCCACACCCCCACGCCCACGCCCACCCCUACGCCCACGCCUACUCCCACCUCGGAAAUCAUUGCCGGGUCCCAGGGCGUCUCGCGGGAGAGCCCUUGCUCCCGGAUGGCUCAGACAACCCCCGUGGACAGCGCCUUGGGCAGCAGCCGGCACACCCCCAUCGGCACGCCCCACUCCAACUGCAGCAGCAGCGUCCCGCCCAGCCCCGUGGAGUGCAGGAACCCCUUCGCCUUCACGCCCAUCAGUUCCAGCAUGGCCUACCACGACGCCAGCAUCGUCUCCAGCAGCCCCGUGAAGCCCAUGCAGCGGCCCAUGGCCACCCACCCCGACAAGACCAAGCUGGAGUGGAUGAACGCCGGGUACGGCGGGGUGAGCAACCCCGUGGUCUCCAGCCACGGCAUCCUCCCCAGCUACCAGGAGCUGGUGGAAGACCGUUUCCGGAAGCCGCACGCCUUUGCAGUUCCCGGCCAGUCCUACCAGACUCAGUCCCGGCACCACGAUGCCCACUUUGGCCGCGUGACCCCCGUCUCCCCCAUCAGCAGCACCAAGCAAGAGGGCUUUGCCGUCCCUGCGCCUCUUGACGGCAAAGGGGCCGGUUCCUCGCACAACAGCAGCUUCCGGUGCCGCAGCGUGAGCCCCGCCGUCCACCGCCAGCGCAACCUCAGCGGCAGCGGCUCCGCCGUCUGCCCCGUCGCCAACGUGCCCCACUCCAGCGUGGCGUCUUUUGGCAGCCCCGUCACCCCGGAGGUCCACGCCACCUUCGCAAAUGUCCCCGCAGACACGAGUGCCAACACCCUCGCCCAGAGGAGCCAGUCGGUCCCCUUGACGGUCAUGAUGCAGACGGCUUUCCCUCCGCCUGCGAAACAGACGAAUUCUAAAAAGAUGAUAAACGUCUUGCUCAACAAACUGGACCCGGAGAACGAUGACGCGGUGAGGGGGCUGGGGAUGAACAACAUGCCUUCCAACUACACGGCCAGGAUGAACCUGACGCAGAUUUUGGAAACGUCGAGUGGUUUCCCGGGUGCCAACGCCCAGGGGGAUCUGCUCAACGCCAGCCCUUCUGUGUUUGAGUUCCAGGCCCCGAGUUACCUCACCAAAAGUGGCGGAGGCGGCAGCAGCAGCGUGGAUCAGGUCGCUUUCCCUCCGGGAGAGAACCAAGCACAAUCGGAGAGCUCAGAGCCCUCGCUGGACUUCAGCAGUGCUGUCAAGGACCUCCUGGGGGAGGACGGCCUGCAGGCCAGCCAGCAGCUGGUGAGCCAGGUGGCCACGGACCUGGGCAGCGCGGCCUCCGUCUUCUCCAGUGACAUCCGGUUGACUUCUGAGCUCUCGGGCAGCAUUAGCGACCUGAACACACUGGACACCAACCUGCUGUUUGACCCAGCUCACCAGCAGGGCCAGGACGACGAGGCCACACUGGAAGAGUUGAAGAAUGACCCCCUGUUCCAACAGAUCUGCAACGAGUCCAUUAACUCGAUUACUUCGGCGGGUUUUGAUUGGAUGGAGAGCAAGGACCACCCUGCCGUGGAGAUGUUGGGUUAACUCUCUCUUUUUUAAACAAAAAAAAACAUAUGUAUGUAGCACACUGUAUCUAAAGACAGAUGUCUUGUAUUUGUCUUAACGGAAGUGCCUCCUGCAGUAGAAACAUUUUCGAUUAAUUCAUUGUGGCAUUUAAAAAAAAACACUUGCUAUACCACCAGCUGCUUUAUUCUUCAGCAGGGAAUCCAGUUGUGUCACUUUUAAAGACAUUUCUGAAGGAGAGAUGGCC
Euleptes europaea (tarantolino) is the source of this 4642-nucleotide messenger RNA. RefSeq names its product regulatory factor X7 (gene RFX7). The transcript is spliced from 9 exons. Gene Ontology annotation, biological process: regulation of transcription by RNA polymerase II. Gene Ontology annotation, molecular function: DNA-binding transcription factor activity, RNA polymerase II-specific; RNA polymerase II cis-regulatory region sequence-specific DNA binding. Bases 1 to 4416 code for a protein of 1471 amino acids. The record is from RefSeq and is a predicted model, not a curated record. Lineage: Eukaryota; Metazoa; Chordata; Lepidosauria; Squamata; Sphaerodactylidae.